AUGGGUCCAACACUCAAAGAAGUUCAAGCACUGAUGGAAUCCCGGUGUGGCAAAGCAAUCAUGCCUCAACCCCGUUUUGGCAAUGCCCAAGAUUUGGGACGAAAGUGCAGAUUAUCAGUGCAGAAGGCUCGGUCUUUGGCAUAUGAUGGGGAACUAGACAUCCCAGGUUUAGUUCAUCAUUUUCCGCUAUUGGAGAUAGGAGUGACCUUUUUUAGCGCAGUUAUUGAAAACAUGCUCUCUGUUUAUGCCUACUUGAACAAUUCCCAAUUGCCCCUAGUUAUGGCGGAGCCAGUAUCCGAAGCUAAAGCUGCCAAUGCUGCGAAAUCGUUUUUGACUUUUGUAGAUUUUACUCCUCAACCUGGUUCUUUAAAGGCUUAUGUUAGACGUCUGUGUGAAAAUGGGUCAAUUGAGGAAGCACUGAAGGUGUUUGAUGAAUUGCAAAAGCUAGGUAUUUGCCCGUUGUUAGAAACAUGGAAUUCGGCUUUGUUGGGUUCGGUUAGAGCUAGGCGAACCGAUGUUGUUUGGAAGUUGUAUGAAGAAAUGAUGGGUAGUGGUGAUGCAGGAAAUGUAGAUACAGUUGAGUAUUUGAUUCAAGCUUUUUGUAUUGAUAACAAUGUUUCGAAAGGUUUUGGGCUUCUUAGGCAAGUUUUGGAAGAUGGGUUUGUUCCUAGUAAUGUUGCUUUUAAUAAAUUGAUAUCUGGAUUUUGCAAGGAUAGAUACUAUUCGAGAGUGUCUGCACUCCUUCAUGCUAUGAUUGCAAAGAACCGACGCCCUGAUAUCUUUACAUAUCAGGAAAUUAUCAGAGAGCUAUGCAAGAGAAGAAUGCGGCAUGAAGGAUUUCGGAUUUUCAAUGAUUUAAAGGAUAGAGGGUAUGCUCUGGACAGGGUCAUGUAUACAACGAUGAUACAUGGUCUUUGCAAAAUGAAAUGGAUUGGGGAGGCUCGGAAGCUUUGGUUUGAGAUGGUUCACAAAGGAAUAGUUCCAAAUGAAUACACGUACAAUGCAUUCAUUUAUGGGUUAUGUAGGAUUGGUAAUCUCGAAGAGGCGAAGGAGCUAUACAAUGAAAUGUGUUGUAAAGGUUAUAAAGAGACCACAGUGAGUUGCAACACUAUGAUCAGAGGGCUGUGUUUGCAUGGAAGAACAGAGGAAGCUCAUGUGUUGUUUCAAGAAAUGGCUGAGAAGGGAAUUGCUCGUGAUAUUAUCACGUACAAUUCUUUGAUUCAGGGUUUCUGCAAGGAAGGAAAAAUAGAUGAAAGUAUAAAUCUUUUGGCUGAACUUUUAGAGAAGGGUUUGCAGCCUUCAGCUGCCACGUAUACUGCCUCCUUAGAAAAACUUUGUGAGAUGGGUGAUGUGGAUGAAGCAAAAGAGUUGUGGGAGGAUAUGCAGAAAAGGGGUGUGGAACCAGCAAAUUCCAACCAUGUUGAGACAUGUCUAGGUGGUAUUCUGCAGAAAGAUACUGCAGCAUCUGAGAAAGCACUGAAGGUGUUUGAUGAAUUGCAAAAGCUAGGUAUUAGCCCGUUGUUAGAAACAUGGAAUUCGGCUUUGUUGGGUUCGGUUAGAGCUAGGCGAACCGAUGUUGUUUGGAAGUUGUAUGAAGAAAUGAUGGGUAGUGGUGUUGCCGGAGAUGUAGAUACAGUUGUGUAUUUGAUUCAAGCUUUUUGUAUUGAUAACAAUGUUUCGAAAGGUUUUGGGCUACUUAGGCAAGUUUUGGAAGAUGGGUUUGUUCCUAGUAAUGUUGUUUUUAAUAAAUUGAUAAUUGGAUUUUGCAAGGAUAGAUACUAUUCGAGAGUGUCUGCUCUCCUUCAUACUAUGAUUGCAAAGAACCGACGCCCUGAUAUCUUUACGUAUCAGGAAAUUAUCAGAGAGCUAUGCAAGAGAAGAAUGCGGCAUGAAGGAUUUCAAAGUUUUAAUGAUUUAAAGGAUAGAGGGUAUGCUCCAGAUAGGGUCAUGUACACAACGAUGAUACAUGGUCUUUGCAAGAUGAAAUGGAUUGGGGAGGCUCGAAAGCUUUGGUUUGAGAUGGUUUACAAAGGAAUAGUUCCAAAUGAAUACACGUUCAAUGCAUUCAUUUAUGGGUUAUGUAGGAUUGGUAAUCUCAAAGAGGCGAAGGAGCUAUACAAUGAAAUGUGUUGUAAAGGUUAUAAAGAGACCACAGUGAGUUGCAACACUAUGAUCAGAGGGCUAUGUUUGCAUGGAAGAACAGAGAAAGCUCAUGUGUUGUUUGAAGAAAUGGCUAAGAAGGGAAUUGCUCGUGAUAUUAUCACGGACAAUUCUUUGAUUCAGGGUUUCUGCAAGGAAGGGAAAAUAGAUGAAAGUAUAAAUCUUUUGGCUAAACUUUUGGAGAAGGUUUUGCAGCCUUUAGUUGCCACGUAUACUGCCCCCAUAGAAAAACUUUGUGAGAUGGGUGAUGUGGAUGAAGCAAAAGAGUUGUGGGAGGAUAUGCAGAAAAGGGGUGUGGAACCAGCAGUAUGUACUCAUAAUUUCACCAUAACUGGAUUGAGCAAUAAAGGGUAUGUAGCCGAGGGGAUGGAAUGGUUGGCUGCAAUGUUGAGACGUAACCUCAAACUGCAAAAGCAAACUUUUGAGAGACUAAUUCAAUGUCUAUCACAAGGAGAUAAGCUGGAUGAGGCUAUACUUGUGUUGGAUUAUAUGUUUAGCAUAGGUUACAUGCUCCGUGAAUGUAUUUUCCGUUCUCUGGUUGAUAAACUAUGUGAACAGAAUUCCGACCAUGUUGAGACAUGUCUAGGUGGUAUUCUGCAGAAAGAUACUGCAGCAUCUGAGGUCUUCUAG
Molecule: messenger RNA, 2790 nt
Organism: Camellia sinensis
Lineage: Eukaryota; Viridiplantae; Streptophyta; Magnoliopsida; Ericales; Theaceae
Source: RefSeq, a predicted model, not a curated record